AUGGCGUCCGCGCGCUCUUUCAGAUUUCGAGUUCUUGUUGGGAUGAUGGGAAUUCCCUCUCAUGCCCGAUCGGCCAGCGUCACGCAGACCGUCCUCGGCUCGUCGUGCGCACAGGUUGAGAUCGCUCUGCCAGAGGCCAUUGAUGAGGAUGAUCGUGAGCUGUUCGUCACUUGCUGGUGCGUGCAUCCGAGGCUGAUUCCGGAUGAAAAGAUAAUCGGCAUCCCAGAGCCCCAAGUCCACGUCCAUGAGGGGCCGUUGUACCUUCGUGCAGAGGAGGUAAUCCAUGCGGAGUUGCCAGCGCUGACGUAUCUAGUUCAUCUGCGCAUUGUCAAGUUCCAGGAUUGGACUACCCCGUUCAGCUUGCCAGAUGACGAUGGCUAG
Messenger RNA from Miscanthus lutarioriparius, 381 nucleotides. NCBI's taxonomy places the organism in Eukaryota, Viridiplantae, Streptophyta, Magnoliopsida, Poales, Poaceae. The record is from the annotation of a GenBank genome assembly.